AAAUAUAUCUUCUUUAGUCAAUUUCUCCAUGUUAGUCAUGGGCAAACACCCACACGUUUCUUUAGAAAUGCAACGCAGACUUGCAGAACUUUUGAGGUCAGCGUGACUGGCUGACAUUCACACAAUCUGGAAUUUCACGACUAACGUAGCACCCUUCGGAUGCACUGGCGGACAAAGGAGCCUUUCAGACUAGAGGAAUGUCGCUGACACCCCGACCAUAGUGUGAGCUGAGAUGGGCUCAGAGGAGCAUACGUCAGUCAUGUCGCAGAAGAUCUCCUUGUCCCGCAGCAACAGCAGCUCCUCAUCCAAACAUGACAGCCGACAGGACAGCUGGGAGAUUGUGGAGGGUCUACGCGGAGGCUUCAGCAAUGUCCUGGAGCCGCAGAAACAGGAAAGCUAUGUGCUCAAGAAGAGAAAAUGGCCCCUGAAGGGCUGGCAUAAGAGAUACUUUUCCCUGGACAAGGGCAUCCUGAAGUAUGGCAAGUGCAAUGCUGAUAUUGAGAAGGGGAAGCUUCAUGGCUGCAUUGAUGUGGGGCUCUCCGUGAUGGCCAUUAAGAAGAAAGCCAAGUGCAUCGAUCUUGAUGCCGAGGAGAACAUCUAUCACCUGAAGAUCAAGUCACAGGAGCUGUUUGAUGAAUGGGUGUCCAAGCUACGUCACCACCGGCUCUAUCGGCAAAAUGAGAUUGCCAUGUGUCCCAACGAGAAGUCUUUCCACUUCCCCCACUACCCCUCCCCGACAUCUCCUGAUAGCACCCCUCUUAGAAAGUGUGGGUCUAUACGCAGGCAGUCCACGGUGCACUCGGCGGGGGCGUUCCCUUUCAGCUACAGUAGCCAAGCCAAGGUAACAGCCUGGCUGCAGUCAUCCGAUGACAUGGACAAGUGCUCUAAAGACUUGUCAGUUUGUGAAGCGUACCUUCUCGAGUUGAGCCACCUUCUUCAGAGUAUGGAGGUCCUCCAUCGCACCUAUUCUGCACCCUCAAUCCAAGCACUUCAGGGUAAUAUCCAUCCGCUGUGUUAUGAUCGCCAGACAUCAACAUUUGACAGCCCUAAGAAGGAAAAGAGGCUUCAAAGAAAAUGGCGCACAAAGAACUACAACAAAGACACCAAAACAACUCUGCAGGUUCCCAGCUGCAUCGCUGGUUCUGUCCGCCUCCAUUCCUCCAACCCCAACCUCUCCACUACCACGCUCGCCAAUGACAAAGCUGACCCGGAGUCUCUGGAUUCUCCUUUUGAUGUGGCCAAGCUGCAGGAGGACUUCUGCCGUGUCGCCACUAACCUGCACACCACCAUGAAGUCAGCCCUGAGUUCCCUCACGUCAGAGAGGGAGCGAUUAAAACAAUGCGUGGACCAAGACUGCUGUCCUCCAACCUCCCCGCAAGUGGUCGGCUUGAAGAACGCGCUGACAACGGCUUUAGCCCAGAACUCAGAGCUGCGAGAGCGCCUCUGCAAGAUUCACGCAGAAUCUUACAUCGUAGAAGCCACACUGCACAAUCUCACUGCCCCCGUCGUGCAGAAACAGGAGGAAUCUGCCCCCGAAUCCCGUUCUUUGGUGCAUCAAGAGUCAAAUGAAAGCAGAGCUGAGUCACUGUCGGAGUUCUUUGACGCGCAGGAGGGUCUGUUGUCCAACAGUUCCUCUGAAAAUGAGGUAUCAGAAGAUGACUCGUACAUCAGCGACAUUAGUGACAACAAUUCCAUGGACAACUUUAACAAUGAGGCAGAAAAGAGCAGACAAGAUGCAGGUUCUGGAGAGAGCAGCACCGUCCUCUGCCGACGUAGAUCGCGUCUAUCUUCACCCAGCCCCAACAGCAGCGCCAUCAGCCUGUGGAACAUCCUCAGGAACAACAUUGGCAAAGACCUGUCCAAAGUGGCCAUGCCGGUGCAUCUCAACGAGCCGCUCAACACCCUGCAGAGGCUGUGUGAGGAGCUGGAGUACAGCGAGCUGCUCGAUCAGGCCGCCAGCACGCACGAUCCCUUUGAACGCAUGGUCUUCAUCGCUACGUUUGUGGUAUCAGGUUACGCAUCCAGCUACUACAGAACUGGUGGGAAGCCUUUCAAUCCUGUCCUGGGAGAAACUUAUGAAUGUGAUCGGCCAGAUAAAGGCUUCCAGUUCAUGGCAGAGCAGGUCAGCCAUCAUCCACCUAUCUCGGCUUGCCAUGCAGAGUCCAAAAAUUUUAUCUUCUGGCAAGACGUAAGGUGUAAGAACAAGUUUUGGGGAAAGUCAAUGGAGAUUGUUCCUGUAGGCAGCACACACUUAACUCUGCCUGGGUUUGGAGACCACUAUGAAUGGAACAAGGUGACGUCGUGCAUUCACAACAUCCUGAAUGGACAGCGCUGGAUCGAGCACUAUGGCGAGAUCUCCAUCAGAAACUCCAACAGUGACGCCUGCCACUGCAAGAUCACUUUUGUUAAAGCGAGAUGGAACUCAAGUGUGAACGAGGUGGAAGGAACCAUCACGGAUCAGAAGGGGCAUGUGGUCCAUCGGCUCUUUGGAAAGUGGCACGAAGCCGUUUACCGCGGGGCGCCGCCCUCGGCCACAUGCAUCUGGAGAGCAAAUGCCAUGCCGCUGGACCACGAGCAGUACUACGGUUUCACCAAGUUUGCCAUUGAGCUGAAUGAGCUGGACGCCUCCUUAAAACCGCUCUUGCCACCCACUGACACCAGACUGCGUGUGGACCAAAGACUGCUGGAGGAGGGGAAGGUCGAGGCUGCUGAGGAGCAGAAGCAAAGGAUUGAACAGCUGCAGAGAGAAAGACGACGAGUCCUUGAGGAGAGCAACGGUGCACAUCAACCAAAAUUCUUCAGGAAGUCGAAGGAUGACACGUGGGUGAGCAACAAAACUUACUGGGACUUGAGGACUGAUCCUGGCUUUGCCCACACAGAUUUCCCGACCUUGUGGUGACCUGAACUGAAACAUAUUCGCAGCCAGACUUCCAGUGGAAACAGGCGCGUUCAGCGCUGACCCUUCUUUUGUAUUGUUAUUGCCUUAACAACAAGUGCUUAUCUAAGUUAUGUAAUCAUAUUAUGCACCAUGAGAAUGUUGAUCAUGAUACAGUGAGUCCAAAAUGGAGAAAUGUGAAAAAGGAUGACCAGUCCACCUCAUUACAAGCGCCUGCUCAUUUAGAGGGUACUAAUGACCUGGUACCACGUUAGCCAAGUAUUGAGUGGAUUCUGUCAUUUAGACA
Hippocampus comes (tiger tail seahorse) is the source of this 3182-nucleotide messenger RNA. RefSeq names its product oxysterol binding protein-like 3b (gene osbpl3b). NCBI's taxonomy places the organism in Eukaryota, Metazoa, Chordata, Actinopteri, Syngnathiformes, Syngnathidae. Bases 233 to 2899 code for a protein of 888 amino acids. The transcript has 23 exons. The record is from RefSeq and is a predicted model, not a curated record. Gene Ontology annotation, cellular component: nuclear membrane; plasma membrane; perinuclear endoplasmic reticulum. Gene Ontology annotation, molecular function: cholesterol binding.